Psilocybe cubensis is the source of this 1233-nucleotide messenger RNA. RefSeq lists its product as uncharacterized. Bases 1 to 1233 code for a protein of 410 amino acids. The transcript is spliced from 9 exons. NCBI's taxonomy places the organism in Eukaryota, Fungi, Basidiomycota, Agaricomycetes, Agaricales, Agrocybaceae. The record is from RefSeq and is a predicted model, not a curated record.
AUGGUAUCUUUGACCACUAGUGGAAAGAAGCAACUCGACGACCUUGUUGCCAAAAUCAUCGAGGAGAAGAAGAUACCGGGCUUUGUUUUCGGGGUCACUUCAUCUGACGAAGAGAUAUACUUUAAGACGGGAGGUUACAGAGUUUUAGAUGACCCCGCAAGUGGACCAGUAGUCCCAGACAGCAUUUUCUGGUUAUGCAGCCAAACGAAACUGAUCGCCCAUAUUGCUGUCCUUCAGCUCAUUGAUCUGGGAAAGCUUUCUUUGGAUGACCUUGUGUCGGACUAUAUACCAGAACUCGCCAACCCAGUGGUUCUAGACGACAUCAAUGUAGAGAAUUCAGGAUUCAAGCCUGCGAAGACGCCAAUCCGCAUCAAACACGUCUUGAACUUUUCGAGCGGGCUAUUCUACAUCCCUAGAGUAGGGAAUCCUACGCAUCUAUCUGGCCCGUAUUCUAGCAAGCCUCAUAAUCAAGACAACCCCAUUGGACAUUUCCUUUCUCUCAUUAAAGGUGAUUUGCCUGGUAUCCCUCUGGCUUUCGAACCUGGCGAGAGCUGGAUAUAUGGUUGGGGCUCGGAUAUAGCAGGAUUCGUUGUAGAAAAGGUCACUGGGAAAUCCUUGGAACAAUACCUCCAAGACAACGUAUUCAAGCCAUUAGAUAUAAAUGCGUCAUUUUAUCUCACACCAGACCUUAAAGAUAAGCUGGUCGAACUUUGUUACAGACGAGAUGGAAACCUAGAGCCCGGCUCCAAACAAACCGAAGAGGUUGUUAUUGAGCGCGAUCCAGCGAAAUUAAAGUUGCACCUUGGAGGAGUUGGUUUGUAUUCGUCACUUCAGGGAUAUCUCAAUCUUUUGAGACAUCUCUUACAAAUUAAAGCUGGUAGCGCCCAAAAUCCGAUAUUGAGCAAGAAAUCCGUCGACUCUCUCUUCGAGGGGGCGUUGACCGAAGCUGGGGCUAAGAAUAUAACCUGGCUCUCGUCUGCUGUAGAUCCUACUGUGCCAGCUACUCCCAUUCAGUGGAGCACUGGGCUGGCAGUCUGUGAAGCUGAUUGGCCAGGAAAGCGUAAAAAAGGCUCUGCUUACUGGGGAGGAUGGGCCAACCUUAGCUACUUCAUAGACCCCACUACAGGAGUCGCUGUAGUCUUCGCCACACAGCUUGUCCCUCCAUUCGACCCUCAUGUACAAAAGUAUUACGCAGAGCUGGAGAAAACCCUCUACCUAGCACUCGGAAAUUAA